Messenger RNA from Hippocampus comes (tiger tail seahorse), 5479 nucleotides. RefSeq names its product NMDA receptor synaptonuclear signaling and neuronal migration factor b (gene nsmfb). The transcript has 16 exons. Gene Ontology annotation, biological process: regulation of neuron migration; regulation of neuronal synaptic plasticity. The coding region runs from base 205 to 2085 and encodes 626 amino acids. Lineage: Eukaryota; Metazoa; Chordata; Actinopteri; Syngnathiformes; Syngnathidae. The record is from RefSeq and is a predicted model, not a curated record.
CUAACUUCCUUUCCGGACUCGUGGCUGGAUGAGUGCAGAGCUGAGCAUCACGUCUCUCGCACGCGGCUCCUCUCCCAGUUCGCAGCACUGCAGCUGCUACUACGCGUAAUUAGGUCAAAUACGAAAACUUGAAAUUGUGACUGAUUGUCUUUGCCCCUUUCUCUUAUUAUUUUCUUGAUAAUUUCUCUCGUCGAUCAGUGGGGAAUGGUCCGCGCUUUCGCCUCGGUUCGUGUCCACUUCAGCAUGGGAACUGCGGCGUCCAAAAGGAAGAAUCUGAGGAGUGAUGCGAUAUCAUCCGUGGCCGCAAAAGUUCGGGCUGCCAGAGCAUUUGGAGAAUAUUUGUCCAAUACAAAUUCAGAGAACCGCAACAGAGCAGAUCAUCUGUUGUCUGACACCUUCCUUGGCCACACCUGUGACUCUCCAGACGUCAGUCACUUGCACAACAACAAUCUGCCACCACAGAGUAACUCUUUACCCAUAGUAAAAUCAAGCAAGGCUGGACAAUCCAAUCAUAGUGCCCAGAUACAAGCCCAACCUCAGGCUAACCCACUCAAAGCUCAGGCACCUUCUAAACGUAGACUCUCUGCUGAGCAAAGCCUCUCCACAGAGGACCCACCAAGUGCCAGAGACGCACAGGGUAGUGUGACAGUGAAGCCAGCUAGGGUGUACACGAUCACAAAAGAGGUAAGGAUGACUCUGGGCCAAGGCAGUGAGGAAAGCCUGGAAUUGGAGGUGCUAAAGUGUGGCAAGGAUGACCCGCUUUCCCAAGCGCAAUACGAUAACUCAUCUUAUCCCGACCAGCGAUCAUCUGCAUCAACCCGGGGUAGCCACAACCGUAGUAGCCAUCACCGCAGUUACCAUGGCCACCAGAAUCGUGGGGGGCCUUUGUCUUCAUCUCAGUCACUGCAGAGCUCUAACAGUGCUAGUAAUAUCCGAGAUUGGGGCAUGAGGAAAAGAGGUUCAAGAGAUGACAGCACUCCAGACUGUGUGGCCUGCAUUCGUGCCCCGUGUCAAAGCCAGCGCUCCCUGGACCUGGAAACCUCACCACGGAAUGGGAGGAAGCACCAUAAGAAACUGGAGAGGAUGUACAGUGAUGAAAGAACAUCUACUGAUGACAGGGAAGACAAUUCUGAUAGCUGGUUCCCCAAAGAGAAUAUGUUGAGUUUUCAGACAGCAACUACCACCAUGCAAGCAAUAUCGGCUUUCCGGGGCAUUGCCGAGAAAAAGAGACGGAAAAGAGAGCAGGAUGCAGCCACCGUGAUCGAGAGAAACUUCCGCAAACACCUUAGGAUGGUGGGAAGCCGAAGGGUGAAGGUCCAGACGUAUGCUGAUCGCAGAGCCAAGAGUUUCAGCCGCUCGUGGAGUGACCCAACCCCUGUCAAGCCUGACUCACUGCAUGACUCCAGAGACAGUGGCGAUAUCCAGACCUCGUCAGGGACCCUCAAUGAAGGGUUGGAUGAGGAUGCUGAUUGGGGGGAUGAAAGAGAGAUGGAGAGAGUAGCCUGUGAAGGAGAUGAUUUCAUCCCACCUAAAAUCAUUCUUAUAUCCUCCAAGGUCCCAAAGGCUGAAUAUGUUCCGAACAUCAUUCGUAGGGAUGACCCUUCCAUCAUUCCAAUUCUUUAUGACCACGAGCACGCUACAUUUGACGACAUCCUUGAGGAAAUCAAGAAGAAGCUGACUGCCUACAGAAAAGGCUGCAAAAUUUGGAAUAUGCUCAUUUUCUGCCAAGGAGGGCCGGGCCAUCUGUAUCUACUGAAGAAUAAAGUGGCCACCUUCGCCAAAGUGGAAAAGGAGGAAGAUAUGAUCCAUUUCUGGCGGCAGCUGGGCAGGCUGAUGAGUAAGCUGAACCCUGAGCCCAACGUCAUCCACAUCAUGGGCUGCUAUGUGUUAGGGAGUGCAAAUGGAGAAAAGCUGAUUAAGACUUUGAAGAGGCUGAUGAGACCCUCCUCUGUUGAAUUCAAGUCCCCACUAGAACUGUCUGCACAGGGUAAAGAGAUGAUUGAGAUGUACUUUAACUUCCGCUUGUUUCGUCUGUGGAAAAGCCGCCAGCACUCCAAAAUGCUGGACUACGACGACCUGCUGUGAUGACGAAGCUCUAUUUUCUGGCUCGUCGGCCAGUUGUUUCGCACCUGAGCCCCUGUGCUGUGACGGAGGCUGUGGAAUGGCCCCCGGAGUAGCUCGGAGGUAGAGUUAGAGCAGCAGCACCAGCUUGCCUGGGAUUUAUUGCUCUCUCCUGAAGGGGACAGAGUGGCCGAGUAGAUUCAGCUGUCGUGGUGUACCGUCGCUCUUCUGUCCACUUUCCGUUCCUGCUAAUCUCUCAGAGAAACAAGAAUGAGAAAGACAGGAAAAUGGGGUCAAAGGAAAUGACUUUUCCCUCCUUGGCCCAAAUGUGUCGGAACAUGCUCACUCCAGUUAGAUUUUCGAGUGUGCGGAGAAUGCUUGAUUAAAGAGUGGCAGAAGAAAACACAAAUUCCUUCUUCCUGAAGGUGAUUUUAUUUUCUCACCCUUAGAUACUUUUCUCCAUUUUACGGUGGAAGCUCGUUGAAUUUCUUCAAAUAAGCAAGUCCUUUGUGGCGCAUUAGGAGAAUAGAAUUCCGGCAAUUCUCUCUCUGCUGGCGUUUUAAAUGAACUAAUAUUUAGUCUUAUUAAUAAAUUAACAUUUUUUUUCAUCACUUGAUCAUCUAUGUAUUACAAUUGUGUAUAGACUGUUUGUUGUAUUAUCUCAGGAUAAAGCCAGUGUUUGAUACUUUUGAAUUAGAUUCACGGUUCAUAUUGCAACAUUCGUGUAGGUGAAGGUCUUCAUACAGCACACAUGUCAAGCAGGAUGUUACAACUGUCAGGCUCGCUAAUCCAGACGUUCUCUCCAUUUUUAGACGAGCCUUGCCAAACAGACAGUCAUCGCCCUCGAUCUUGUGUAGCAUUACAAUAUUACAUGGUUCACCCGCUGCAACAGCACCAAUUAUUCUUUCCGGAGCUGUUCGGCGGCUGAUUAGGUGUGUUCAACUACUAUGUGUUUAUAUUGCAUGCGUGUAUCAACACAGUUCAUAAGCAAGUCUAUAUUAGUAGAAAGUCAGACGACAACUUUUAACUUUAGGAUAGCAUAUGUGCUUUUCAGUAUUUUGAAAAGCCUCAAAGUGAUGAGAAUCUUCCUCUCUAUUAUUUACAUGUUUGUGAUAAAUGGCAACUGUAACAAAUCUGCACUCAAGUUCAAUUACCUCAGUGUUUUGUGUUGCCAUUAUUGAAGUACCAGCUUCGAAGACGAUAGGUGACUUUUAAAAGUUGAAUUGCAACUAAACAUAUUGUCUUGUGUCCUUCAUAUUACAUCGUUGACAUAGCAGAGAGGUGAAGGCCGAUUCAACCAACAUGAGACACGUCUCAUGAAGGUCCAUGAUACACUUGUAGCCGAAUAUGGUUGAACUUGUUUUGUAACCGUAGACUGUACAGAGUCGAGUGAAUCUGUUUUAUCCGGCAAUGCCUUGUGUACAGCUGAAAUAGUCUGUGUUAAAUGACCAAACACUACUUCAGAAAAAUAUUGUGAGGUCAAACAUAACCGAGUCAUUUAUUUGGAACAUCCAGUAAGAAAAACUACUUUGAUGUGUAGCAUAACUGCUGGUGUUAUCAGGCAGUUGGUGCUGUGUCAACUACAGUGACUUUUACAGUACAUUGCUGCAUCUCUCCUUGCUGAGAUGGUCUGAAAAUAGAUUAUUACCCUGUCCCCAUUCACCUUCUUUAUGAUGUGAUUGCAUUUUGUGUGCGUGCGCACGUGUGUGGUGGGGGGCACCUUUGGUUAUUUGAUGCUGGGGAGGAGUAUGUAUGAGUCCCUUUAAUGUGGAUACAUGACAAUAGCUGUGCAAAAACAGCACUUUAAGGCUCUGACAGAGACAGCUUGCCAUCUUGUUUCAAAGGUAGUUGUGGCAGUCAAAAGUGGAGCUCAAAAGGUUUUAUUGAGCUUCAUUAAAUCAAGUAAUUAACUAUUAGCAGUUUUGUUGUAAUCUAUAUUGUGUAAUGUCACAUUAAAUAAUGUUUAUGUACAGAAUGUUUCAAAGUUCCAUUUUUUUUGUUUGUUUUUUUGUUUUUCCAUAAUGUUUUUAAACACACAAACUUGUCUGUUUGGACAGUAAUAGAAGUUAGGCUUGCUUCGGGAUUAAUGUGCAACCUAAACAAUUUUUCAUAUCCAUAUUUUUCCUUUUUAAUCAAAUGUGUUUCCAAGGUCAAGAAUUAUUAAUUGCAAAGCAAUGCAUUGAUUGAAACCUUUCCCUGAAUAAUUGUCAGAUUAUUGUUGAAGCGGUUGUCCAAGACUACUCAUCAUUACUGGUGAACAGUCCAGGAAGAUUAAGAAUUAUGUUCAUUCUGCUCACUGAUUGCCUCUUGAAGUCAAGUCUCAGAGCCCAACCACUUGGCGAUGCAGCUGUUGAUGCGGCAUCUUAAAUAAUGCUAUCAAUAUAAGCCUGCUGCUGCAUGUAUGGAUUCCUAAUUAAAACUAUUAUUAAUAAUAAGUAAUAAGUAAUCAUAAUUGUGACUGGCAAAAGCCAAAAGUCACUUCUAUCCAAUUUCAUACGUAGCCAAACAAAACUGUUUCAAUUAGCCGAGUUUGGUGAAAUUAUUUACGCACUGGGCAAAAAGACUAAGUUAUCUAAAAAUACAUACCGUAUAUAUUUUCUGACUACAAAUGGCACUUCUAAGCCAUUCGCAUCCGUUUUUACAAUUUUAAAGUCAUCUGUAUCAUCCAGAAACGUAUGCCCCAGUUUUGAGGGAAUAAACUUUGAUUUUUUUUUUGUUGUUUUUUUUGUUUAAGUAUUCCAAGCAUAAUCUUAACCACAAUUUACCUAACUACAAUAACUAACAACUGUACAAUGCUGUACAAUUAGAACACUGUCUAUACCUGUGUUAAGAAUAACGCUGAAAACACAUCGCUUAACCAUUUGUGAGAAUAUUGUGAACAUUUUCAUAAAUACCUCUUAAAACGUGUUUUCACACAUUCUUGUGUCAUUUUUAACCGAAACACAUUCACUGAAUUAUAAAAUGACCGUAUUUUCUGCACGAUAAGGUGCUUCGGGGUUUAAGGCGCACCUUCAACAAAUGGCCUAUUUUAAAACUUUUCAUAUGUAGGCUUGACCUUUGAGCACUUUAAUCAAGUUAUUUUCACAUUAAAAUAAACUAAUACUUAGAUAAAUGUAUCACAUACUGAAAUUCGUGUACGUUUAGCCCUCGUAUAUCAUUCAAAAGCCAGUGAGUCAGGACAGUAGGUAGAAACAAUAGAUAUUGCCAUUAUCAAAAACUGAGAUUAUAGAUAGAAAAUGGGUAUAGUUCUCCUGUGCAUUUGAAUCCCUGCUUUGAUUGAAUAGAAGGUGUGUGUGCAUUGUUUCUGAACUAAUAUAAAAGCAAUAUUGCAUUGGUAAAUGUUUUGCAUCGUUGGUGACACCAUGUGCGUGAAAGAACUGUUUUGAGCUCCUGUCCAUUAAACUUCAGUUUCACAGAA